AACAUGAUUGUUGAUAAUACUUACACAAGAAUCUUCACACCUUCCUCCCUUGUUGUUGAAGCAUCCUCACAAUCAAAGCCGUGAAAAACGUUCAUUGUAGCCGUUACUAUCACGCAACCACCUUCCUCGCCUUCCCUCACUCCAUGAACUUAACUUUCCAAUUUUACCCCUACCGACUAAUAAACCACCUCCAUCAACUUUCUUACACCACUAUAAAUAACAAAAACGAACCUAACCAUACUUUCCAUCCCAACAAUUAUCCUAUUCACUCUUUUUUUUUUCCUCUUUCGCGCAAAGAUAAAGACAGUUUAGUAGCUACUACUCAUGGGAACAGUUCUUGAAGCUGCGAUCAAGGAUACAAAUGGAAGCAUCCUAACUAAAAACCCCACAGUUGUGUUUGUGCUAGGUGGCCCAGGCAGUGGAAAGGGUACCCAAUGUGCAAACCUUGUCGAACAUUUUGGGUUUACUCAUCUCAGUGCUGGUGAUCUUCUUCGUGCAGAAAUCAAAUCUGGCUCUGAAAAUGGCACAAUGAUCCAGAAUAUGAUUAAAGAAGGAAAGAUUGUUCCAUCUGAGGUAACAAUUAAGCUUCUGCAACGAGCAAUGCAGGAAAAUGGCAAUGACAAAUUUCUUAUUGAUGGUUUUCCUCGCAAUGAGGAAAACCGUGCAGCAUUUGAGGAAGUGACAGGAAUAGAGCCAACGUUUGUCCUAUACUUUGAUUGCCCAGAGGAAGAGAUGGAGAGACGGCUUCUCAGUAGGAACCAGGGUAGAGAAGAUGACAACAUUGAAACAAUAAGGAAGCGAUUCAAGGUUUUCUUGGACUCUAGUCUCCCUGUUAUUAAUUAUUAUGAUGCUAAGGGAAAAGUCCGCAAGAUUGAUGCUGCAAGGCCUGUUGAAGAGGUAUUUGAUUCAGUCAAAGCAAUUUUUGGUCCAAAAAAUGAGAAGGCUGAUUGAGUAUAUCACCCUUGACUUCAUGCUGGAUUUUAAGAGGUCACAUUAGUGUUGGCUGCGUGUUCUUUUGCCUCACAUUUUGAUGCUAGAUAUAGAAAAAUCAAUUUUAUACUUAGGCUUUUGCCUCUAUAUUGGAUUGUAUUGUUGUACCUUUUGUGGACUUCAUUCAUUUAUAGCAAAUAAAGAAUUUUGUUGUUUUGAUUA
Lathyrus oleraceus (garden pea) is the source of this 1152-nucleotide messenger RNA. RefSeq names its product UMP-CMP kinase 3. Lineage: Eukaryota; Viridiplantae; Streptophyta; Magnoliopsida; Fabales; Fabaceae. Gene Ontology annotation, biological process: 'de novo' pyrimidine nucleobase biosynthetic process; pyrimidine nucleotide biosynthetic process. Bases 325 to 951 code for a protein of 208 amino acids. Gene Ontology annotation, molecular function: ATP binding. The transcript has 10 exons. The record is from RefSeq and is a predicted model, not a curated record.